Molecule: messenger RNA, 676 nt
Organism: Protomyces lactucae-debilis
Lineage: Eukaryota; Fungi; Ascomycota; Taphrinomycetes; Taphrinales; Protomycetaceae
Exons: 5
Coding region: 153-521 (122 amino acids)
Source: RefSeq, a predicted model, not a curated record
ACUGAUCGGCACAAAGGCGGCGACCAGCCAGCCAUUCCUCUAACUCGCUUUCCAUAUAUGGAAGGAUCAAUUCAAGUAGCUACGGUGCUCGGACCUCGUGGUGAUGUCGCAAGGGUACAGGCAAAGCCAAGCUUGCGCUUCGAACGCGGCUCAUGACUGGUCAUGUCGGCAAGGAAGCUCAGGUGGGCACCUUCGAAGCUAGCUGGCAUGAAGUCUAUCACCCAAACUCAAAUAUUGAGGUCUCUAGGGAGCGCCAAAUCGCUCUGGAAGGCAAGUGUGAAGCUGCAAUCGACGAGAAGCACACACAAUGCUAUGACUCUAACCAAGCAGCAAAAGGUCUAUGCUGGCGGUUUACACCCUGUCGUAACGUCGGCAAUGACACAAGGCAUGCGAAGCAGGGGACUCUGGGUGCCACAGAUACAUCUUGGUCAAUAAUAUUGGAAGGUUCGGCCAUUUUGCACUUUUCUGCCGGCGAUGAAGUAUCGUCGAGGACUGCCGAGGAGACGUUAUUCUUCCGGUGAAGGGCUGCAACGCCGUGGCUUGUUGACGGCCGAUCCUUUGCCGAGGGAGAAAGCGUGGACCUGCGUGGUUCUCGAACAAUCAGGUUGCAUCACAUUCGUGCCAUAAUGCUUGCCGUGCUACGGACUAUUCUACGCAUCUCUAAACCUCCACCAAC